GUGAGGGACAUUAUUCUAUUUUGUUUCCUUUGAUACACUCCUGAGAUUUUGCCUAUUUGUCUGUGAAAGGAAUCUUCCCUUAUUGUUGUAUUUUGGGUUUGCCUCCACUGAAGAAACUUUUUCUCCUCAACAUAAAAAGAAAGAAAGAAGAAGCAGCAAGAAUGUAUGGGGAUUGCCAAGUAAUGUCUACAAUGGGAGGCAACGUAGUUGUAAACUCAUCAGAAACACUUUUCUCUUCUCCGAUCCAAAACAACAGCUUCACCUUCAUGCCUACCAUGCAUUUUCAUCACUCUUUUCCCACCAUGGUACGCAAAACAAGCCUUUCUCUUCACCUUAAUUAUUAUUGCUUCUUGUUUGAUCAGUGUGCGGUUUUAGAAGAAGAGACUGAUCAACAACAGCCUCAGAAUAAGAAGAAACGUUACCACAGGCACACUGCACGCCAGAUCCAUGAGAUGGAAGCUUUGUUCAAGGAAUGUCAACACCCGGAUGAUAAGCAACGGCUGAAACUUAGCCAUGAACUCGGCCUUAAACCGCGCCAGGUUAAGUUCUGGUUCCAGAACCGCCGAACCCAGAUGAAGGCACAACAAGAUCGGGCUGAAAAUGUGAUUCUAAGAGCGGAGAAUGAGACUCUAAAGAAUGAGAAUUAUCGUCUACAAGCAUCACUGCGUAGUGUUAUAUGUCCCAAUUGUGGUGGUCCAGGAAUAAUGGGAGCUGAUCUUGGCUUGGAUGAACAACAACUUCGCAUUGAAAAUGCCAGGUUAAGAGAGGAGUUGGAACGUGUGUGUUGCCUGACAUCAAGAUACAGCGGGCGUCCAAUCCAAACAAUGGCACCAGCACCAGCACUGAUGGCCCCAUCACUGGACUUGGACAUGAACAUCUACCCAAGGCACUACGUUGAUCCCACCAUUCCCCCGUGCAACGAGAUGAUUCCUGUUCCAAUGCUUCCCCCGGAGGCUUCUCAGUUCCCGGAGGGCGGUCUCUUAAUGGAAGAGGAGAAGUCUCUGGCCAUGGACCUUGCCGCCUCUUCCAUGGCUGAGCUUGUCAAGAUGUGCCAUGCUAACGAGCCGCUUUGGAUCCGUGGCUGCGACGGCGAUAGGGAAGUUCUUAACUUUGAGGAGCACGGCAGGCUGUUCCCGUGGCCGUUGAAUCUCAAGCACCGGACUGACCUCCGGACUGAAGCUAGCCGUGACACCGCUGUUGUCAUCAUGAAUAGUGUCACUCUUGUUGAUGCCUUCCUCGAUGCUAACAAGUGGAUGGAACUGUUUCCCACAAUUGUUUCUAGAGCAAAAACGGUGCAAAUAAUAUCUUCAAAUGCUUCUGGCCAUGCAAGCGGGUCUCUUCAGCUGAUGUAUGCGGAAUUCCAAGUUCUUUCUCCAUUGGUAUCGACUCGUGAGACUCAUUUCCUUCGGUACUGUCAACAUAACGCUGAGGAGGGAACGUGGGGCAUUGUUGACUUCCCAAUCGAUAGCUUUCAGCAGAACCUGCACCCUUCUUAUCCCAGAUACUGCAGGCGACCCUCUGGCUGUCUCAUUCAAGAUAUGCCAAAUGGAUAUUCAAGGGUAACAUGGAUUGAGCAUGCAGAAGUAGAAGAGAAACCCGUGCAUCAGAUAUUCAGCAAUUAUGUUUACAGUGGUAUGGCUUUUGGUGCACAGCGGUGGUUGGGUGUUUUGCAGAGACAAUGUGAAAGGGUUGCAAGCCUCAUGGCCAGAAACAUUUCAGAUCUUGGAGUGAUACACUCACCAGAAGCUAGAAAGAACUUGAUGAAACUUGCACAGAGGAUGAUAAGAACGUUCAGCCUCAACAUGAGCACGUCAAGUGGUCAAUCAUGGACUGCAAUAUCAGAUUCCCCUGAAGAUACCGUUAGAAUCACCACCAGGAAGAUCACAGAGCCUGGUCAACCCAACGGUGUCAUUCUGGGUGCUGUUUCAACCACUUGGCUUCCCUAUUCCCACACCAAGGUCUUCGAUCUGUUACGCGAUGAACGCCACAGAUCUCAGAUGGAUGCUCUUUCCAAUGGGAAUUCACUCAAUGAAGUUGCUCACAUUGCAAAUGGUUCCCAUCCAGGAAACUGCAUUUCCCUUCUCCGCAUCAAUGUUGCGAGCAACUCAUCGCAGAACGUGGAGCUAAUGCUGCAAGAAAGCUGUACGGACCAAUCAGGGAGUGUGGUGGUGUACACUACCAUUGCUGUGGACUCCAUUCAGGUAGCCAUGAGCGGAGAGGAUCCUUCAUGCAUUGCGCUUCUCCCACAAGGCUUCAUUAUAACGCCAAUGCCGCCAUCAAGCAACAACUCGUCCUCUUCUGAAGCUCUUAUCAAUGACCAUGGCUGCCUCCUCACCGUUGGCCUCCAGAUUCUAGCUAGCACCAUUCCCUCCGCCAAGCUCAACCUGUCCAGCGUCACCUCCAUCACCAACCACCUCUGCAGCACCGUGCACCAGAUCGAAGCCUCUCUUUGCAACACCGCCAACAAUGAGCCAACCACCACCACUGCACCUCCCAAAACAGUGAACUAAUUAAUGCUUGCAUUGAUUCUCCCACCUAAAACCGAAUCUGUUUAGACUAGUGGUAACUUUAAUUUAACAAGGGGAGGGGUAAAAGUGGGAUUUAAAUAAAAAAGCACAUGGGGGUUGUUAGUUGUUUAAGUAGUUAGUUAGGGAAGUGAUGAAUGUGUGGGUGUGGGUGUAGUUAAUAGUUAUGUUAUGUGUGUGGGGUGUAGAGGGACUGAGGGAGUCAAGAGCGCACCAGAUAAUACCCUCUUGAGGGUGUGUUGGUUCGGGUAUUGACUCCUGCUUCUUUGUCAGCCUCUACAUAUGUUUCAUUCUCAAUUCAACUUUGUUUCAUUUUCAUC
This is a messenger RNA of Arachis duranensis, 2845 nucleotides long. Its product is annotated as homeobox-leucine zipper protein ROC3-like. Gene Ontology annotation, biological process: regulation of DNA-templated transcription. The record is from RefSeq and is a predicted model, not a curated record. Lineage: Eukaryota; Viridiplantae; Streptophyta; Magnoliopsida; Fabales; Fabaceae. Gene Ontology annotation, molecular function: lipid binding; DNA binding; DNA-binding transcription factor activity, RNA polymerase II-specific.